UUGGGUCUUCGUCGCCCAACAGGCCGCCUCGGUUCACAGCCCUCAUUCCCCAGAUCCCCCUCCUCAGAGCACUGCGUGAACAUCCACGAUGCAGUACGUCAGAAACCUCAGCGAGUCUGUCUCGACAGCAUGGAACUCGAUAAACCCAGCCACCCUCAGCGGCGCGAUCGACGUUAUAGUCGUUGAGCAGGAAGAUGGCACUCUGGCGUGCUCUCCGUUUCACGUGCGCUUCGGCAAGUUCUCCUUGCUUCGCCCGUACGAGAAGAAGGUCGAAUUCGUGGUCAACGGGGUGAAGCAGGAUUACUCCAUGAAGCUCGGCGAGGGCGGCGAGGCCUUUUUCGUUUUCGAGACCAGCGAGACCAUUCCUCUAAGCUUGCAAACUUCACCACUGGUGUCCCCAGCCUCCAGUCCGCCACUCCAUGCUCAGCACUCUGCUGUUCCCGCCUUGCAGGAGCCCGAACUGCUCGAACUUAACGGGGAACCCGGGAAGUCUCUCCACAGACCGCGUCCUACCGUCUUGCCUUCCAUAGAAGGGGCAAAUGGCAUGCUCACCCCACGAUCUACCUCUCCUGAGCCGGCCAAGGACCACUUGGCCUCGGCCAAUUAUUCGUCCAUGGGCACCAGACCGUAUAGUGACGACGUGCUCCAGCAUAUAGCACGAAUGCAGCCGAGUGAACAUGACUCCGGGGAAGCCUCGAACGAUGUUGACAACCCACUAUAUUCCGAGAGGUCCCACAGCCCACCGCCUCUGGCACCAAGAGAGGCUUUCGAGAGAGCCAUAACCCUCUCAAAAGAGUUGUCCGCUGUGAAUAUUCCGACACAUAUCACUGAGUCUGGGGACCUGAUGCUGGACAUGACUGGCUUCAAGAACAACGACGAGGACGCCCUCCGCGCCGAGAUACUGGCCCGAAAGGUCUUGGCCGAAGAGAUGGAGGGUAACUACGACAUUGGUGCUCUAUUCGGCGUCGAUGAUCAGGGCAACCUCUGGAUCUACAGCAGUGAGGAUGCAAAGGAGGCCGCCAUGAAGAGAGCGAUGGAAGUCUCUCUGCGAUCCCAGCCCACUCUCGCUAUUGAUGCGGUAUCCGAUCCGGGUUAUCAUAGUGACGGGAGCGAUACUUCGUCGUCUCACAUGCUCCCGUCCCACAGGCGGACAGGGUCUGACCUGGGCCAGUCAGCAUUGCAGACACCUCCGUCGUCGCCUGGUUCUCCCACAGCUGGUGACCCGAACCGCAAUUAUGCCAAGACGCUGCGUCUGACCAGCGACCAGCUGAGGGCUCUCAACUUGAAGCCGGGCGAGAAUUCAAUGAGCUUCACCGUUAACAAGGCAACGUGUUCGGCUUUCAUGUACCUGUGGAAGCACGAAACCCCCGUCGUCAUCUCGGACAUUGACGGGACGAUCACCAAGUCCGAUGCCCUGGGCCACGUAUUCAAUAUGAUCGGGCGCGACUGGACUCACACGGGGGUCGCAAAGCUCUACACUGAUAUCGUUGCCAACGGGUACAACAUCAUGUACCUCACCAGCCGCUCGGUCGGGCAAGCCGACACCACGAGGGCAUAUGUGGCCGGCAUCUCGCAGGACGGUUACCGUCUCCCACGGGGGCCGACAAUCCUCUCCCCAGAUCGAACCAUGGCUGCCCUUCGUCGGGAAGUCUACCUCCGCAAGCCCCACGUGUUCAAGAUGUCGACCCUCCGCGACAUCCGUAGCCUCUAUGGGCCAGGCCGUUCGCCCUUCUACGCAGGCUUCGGGAACCGGUUCACGGACCAAAUCUCGUACCGCACGGUCGACGUUCCGCGAACUCGCAUCUUCACCAUCAACUCCAACGCAGAAGUGUCGCUCGACUUGCUGAGCCUGAACAAACUCAAGCUGAGCUACGUCAACAUGACCGAGGUCGUCGAUCAUUACUUCCCGGCCGUCAGCACCCUGAUCAAGGACGGCGGAGAGGAGUUCACGGAUUUCAAGUAUUGGCGAGACCCACCUCUAGACCUGGACGAGUUCUCGGCGAGCGAUAGUGACGACGAGACCGAGGACGACGGCGAAACCCACGCAGACGACCACGAUAGCCAGUAUGCGGAAGGGGAGGACGACGAUGAGGGGGUCGAUGAGGGCAUGGGUGACAGCUACAUCUCGCGCGGAUCCCUCGACGAAUACGGCGAGGGGGGCGAGAGCAUCAUGAGUGGCAGCUUCGAGGGCGAGGAGCAGUUGAUGCACUCGAUGAUGGAAGACGAGGACGCCGACGAUGAGGACGAAGUCGAAGACGAGGACGGCGAUGCGGCGAAUGGAGAGGAUGUGCAAGUCGAAGAGGACGACCACGACGUGACUCCUGUGCAACCCGAUGGACCGGGUGCGGAACCACAGCUGAGGCACUCACCCCGCGCUGCCGUCCAAGACGUCAAUGCCGAGAUGAUCACGGGUGUCAAAAACCUAUCUCUGGAGAAAGAGGAGGCCAAGUAGGGAGUCGGGAAAGAGGGCCGAUUUGGUCACACAGCGCAUUUCGAGGGCCCGGUUUAAACUGAAAGCAUUUCAUGAGAGGGAUAAGAGCGGUCUAGGAUACAUACCAUGGGGGUCUGGGUUUUUUCUUUUCCUACUAUUCUAGACAUGGGCGUUUCUGGGAGUUAGAGCAUUCUGCAUAGCGAAGCGCAUUGCAUCCUUGUUUCUCUCGUUCUUGUAUUAGGUAGAUCAUACAAAUACAGUCGG
Molecule: messenger RNA, 2695 nt
Organism: Phialemonium atrogriseum
Lineage: Eukaryota; Fungi; Ascomycota; Sordariomycetes; Cephalothecales; Cephalothecaceae
Product: nuclear elongation and deformation protein 1
Exons: 2
Coding region: 89-2452 (787 amino acids)
Biological process (GO): triglyceride biosynthetic process; fatty acid catabolic process
Cellular component (GO): nucleus
Molecular function (GO): phosphatidate phosphatase activity
Source: RefSeq, a predicted model, not a curated record